Messenger RNA from Truncatella angustata, 1090 nucleotides. Its product is annotated as Alpha/Beta hydrolase protein. Lineage: Eukaryota; Fungi; Ascomycota; Sordariomycetes; Amphisphaeriales; Sporocadaceae. The record is from RefSeq and is a predicted model, not a curated record. Bases 233 to 1030 code for a protein of 265 amino acids. The transcript is spliced from 4 exons.
GUGGCAAGAGUGGUUUAGUCUCAUCGUGGGUCACAUUGCAUCAUCCUGGCACCCGCCUCGCCGCCAUGUCUGCUGGGUGGGCCUGUCACUCAGUUGGUCUGAUUUACCGAACAAUACUGGCGGUUUAUUGGAGCUCCAGUAACUCAAUCAACGCUUUAAGAGUGCCAUGCUUUGUGAUAACAACAGACGCACCAACCAAAUUCCAAGCCAGAUAUAGUCGGUAACAUUCGAAAUGCCGUUCCUCACCAUCCGUGGCAAGUCCAUUUACUACAGGUCGAGCUCCCCUGAAGCUGGCUCAGAUACCGCCAUCUUAUUCAUUCACGGCCUCGGCUCAUCCAACUCAUUCUACGCUCCACUGAUACCAUCUCUGGUCGCAGCAGGAUACAAAUGCGUCGCUUUCGACACCCAUGGAAGCGGUUCAUCAAAGUACAAUGGCCAAUAUGGCGGUAUUGAGGGCAUGGUUGAGGACGUGAAAGAUCUGAUGCAGCAAUUGAAGCUCGAUGCAAGUAGCUCGAUUAUCGUGGGACACUCGAUGGGCGCAAUUGUAGCUUCAGAACUAUCUGUACAACUUCGACUUCUUGGUGUUGUGCUGAUUGGUCCGGUGAAUCCCAAUCCUGGCCUGGCACCGAUCUUCAAUUCCAGGAUUACCACGGUUGAGAAGAACGGUAUGGAGGCUAUGGCCGAAACAAUACCUGAUGCUGCUACGGGUCCGAGGUGCACCGAGACUCAGCGUGCUUUCAUCAGAGCUCUCCUUCUAUCCCAAACUACCGAGGGAUACAAUUCUCUGUGUCGGUCGAUAUCGGAGGCGAAGCAGCCCGAUUACGGUCGUAGUCAAUGCCCUUUGCUGAUCAUUGCGGGAUCUGACGACAGGACGAGUCCACUCGAAGCAGCCAAGAAGAUAGAACAGAGUUGGACAUCUGGCGUGAAGACUGAUUUGAAGCUAUUGAACGGUAUUGGUCACUGGCACUGCAUAGAAGCAGCGGAUGAAGUUGCUGGAUUCAUUGAAUCCUUCGCACGCGAGGUUAAAUAAUGGCUCCGAGUGGCCUGAUCCAUUUGCAAAUCUCGCCGUACUCUCUUGAUUCAUGCACCG